CCAGAUCACGACUCUGGGGCAGCAGUUACAGAUGAACCAGCACUGUGUGGACACGGCCUUUAACUUCUACAGAAUGGCCCUGAACAAAGGCCUGACCCGAGGCCGGAGGAGUCUGCAUGUGGCUGCUGCCUGCAUCUAUAUGGUGUGCAGAACCGAGGGGACGCCACACAUGCUUUUGGACCUCAGUGACUUGGUGCAGGUGAAUGUUUACGUUCUCGGGAAAACCUUCUUGACCCUGGCCAGAGAACUGUGCAUCAACGCUCCAGCUAUAGACCCGUGCUUGUACAUCCCACGAUUCGCUCAGAUGUUGGAGUUUGGGGAGAAGAAUCACGAGGUUUCCAUGACGGCACUGAGGCUGGUGCAGAGGAUGAAGAGGGACUGGAUGCACACGGGACGAAGGCCCUCAGGGCUCUGUGGAGCAGCUCUCCUGGUGGCAGCUCGAAUGUACGAAUUCAGAAGAACCAUCAAAGAAAUCGUGGAUGUGGUGAAAGUCUGUGAAACUACGCUCAGGAAAAGGCUGAAUGAGUUCGAAGACACGCCCACCAGUCACAUGACCAUCGAGGAGUUCAUGAAGCUGGACUUGGAUCAGGAGUGUGACCCUCCGUGUUUCACCGCCGGGAUCAGGAAGAAGAAAUAUCAGGGGCUGGCGAUCGAAUUGAAAAAGCAAAUGGAUGAUGAGAUUGAAGAUGAGAUCCAUGAAUUUGAGGAUGAAAUUGAUGCCGAGCUCCAAAACAGUCGACCCAAGCUCAAAGGGAUCUACGCUGCCUACACCAGGGAAGUGCCCGUGCAGGACUUGGAGGAGGCCAUGUUUGUCGCGACCAAAGUGGAUGAAGAGGAGGAAGACGAGCUGCAGGCCGUGGCUAAGCACUUUGGGAGGGAGCUGGAUGAACUGACCAUAGAGGCCCUGAGGAAGCUCGAGCAGCCCCUGGACAGCGCUCCGUGCGGGGAAGAGGAGGGAGCCCCGGAGAGGGUGGGGAACCAGGACCAGGAGGGCGUCCCCAAGAGAAACGCCCCGACGCUGGAGUACAUCCUGGGGCCGAUCCGCUCUACGGCUGCCCUGGGAUUGAGCCAGUCCAUCAGCCACUGCAUCACGGAGCACAAGGACAAAGACGCAGAGACUGACGGAGGAGAGCUGGACCUCAGCGGCAUCGAUGACGAGGAAAUAGAACUGUAUCUCCUGAAUGACAGAGAGAUCCAGAUUAAAACCGCUCUGUGGAUGGCAGAAAACUCAGACUACCUCAAAGAGCAGAGAGAAAAAGAAGCCAAAAUCGCCAAAGAGAAAGAGCUUGGCAUUUACAAAGAGAGAAAGCGUCGCGCUCCCGGCAGCAGGAAGAGAGACUCCAUAACCGCAAACUCCACCGGCGAGGCCAUCGGGAAAAUGUUGGAAGCGAAAAAGAUCUCGUCUAAAAUAAACUACGACGUUUUGAAAGAUCUGAACGUGAAACCGGGAUCGAGUCCGGCCACGGUGCAGGAGGAGCCCCAGAAAACACCCAAACUCACCCCGAGGGCCAAGAGAGCAGCUAGCCAACCGCUAACCCUCAGCACGCCGCUAAGCACUCUGGGAAAGAGACUGCAGCCCUUCAUCUCUGGACACAAACCUCCGCCCAAGAAGAAGGCCCUGGACCAGGGGACAGUAGAAGCGGGUCUCCCUCUCCCAGUGGCCGUCUCCUCUUCGAGUGGUGCCUUGGUGGAGAGCGGCCCUGUGGUGUACGAGGAGGAGCCAGAGGAAGAGGAGGAAGAAGAAGAGGAGGGGGGCUGUGUGAGCGCCAUGGAGCUGCUGGGAGCCACUGGUUAUGGAUCAGAUGUGGACGAUGACGACUACUAGCCUUUCCUCCCUCUCUCCUUUUUCCCUCUCUCCCUCACGUUUCUCCUCCUCCUUUCCUUCCUCCCCCUCUCGCCCCCUUCUCCUUUCCCUCUCGCCCCUUCUCCUCUCUUUCUCUCUCUCC
Messenger RNA from Periophthalmus magnuspinnatus, 1946 nucleotides. RefSeq names its product transcription factor IIIB 90 kDa subunit-like. Bases 32 to 1825 code for a protein of 597 amino acids. Gene Ontology annotation, cellular component: transcription preinitiation complex; transcription factor TFIIIB complex; nucleus. Gene Ontology annotation, biological process: transcription preinitiation complex assembly; DNA-templated transcription initiation; transcription by RNA polymerase III. Lineage: Eukaryota; Metazoa; Chordata; Actinopteri; Gobiiformes; Gobiidae. Gene Ontology annotation, molecular function: RNA polymerase III general transcription initiation factor activity; RNA polymerase III type 3 promoter sequence-specific DNA binding; TBP-class protein binding. The transcript has 16 exons. The record is from RefSeq and is a predicted model, not a curated record.